GGUGUUGUCUCCUAAUGAUAAAGCAUGUUAGCUAACCAAGUAGCUAAAAAAGAUUGAGUUACGCAAGUAUUUUUCAUUUUUCGUCGCUUAUUUAAUGUCAUAAAGAAGGAGUGUGGCUGUACCCAAGCGUCUUGGUGGAGCAUAAAGAGAGACGGAGGAUGAUCGAACCAGAGCUGCUGACUGAGGUCCCUGCUUCACUUAAACGGCUAGCCAAGCAGGUUGUAAGAGGUUUCUAUGGGAUGGAGCAUUCCUUGGCCCUGGAUGUGCUGAUCCGUAAUCCAUGUGUACGGGAGGAAGACAUGCUGGAGCUUCUCAAGUUUGACCGGAAACAGCUGCGCUCAGUACUUAAUACCUUAAAGGCUGACAGAUUUGUCAAGUGCCGCAUGAGGGUGGAGACAGCACCUGAUGGCAAGACAACACGACACAACUACUACUUCAUCAACUACAGGACAAUGGUCAAUGUGAUCAAGUAUAAAUUGGAUCACAUGCGACGGCGCAUUGAGACAGAUGAGCGAGACUCCACCAAUCGCGCUUCCUUCCGGUGCCCUUGCUGCUGCAACACCUUCACCGACCUAGAAGCCAACCAACUUUUUGACCUGAUGACAGGCACAUUUCGCUGCACGUUCUGUCAGACAGAAGUCGAAGAGGAUGAGUCCGUCUGUCCCGAUGCCAGGACGUUGGUGGCUCGCUUCAACGAGCAGAUUGAACCCAUCUAUGCGCUACUACGCGAGACUGAGGAUGUCAACUUGUCCCAUGAACUGCUGGAACCUGAGCCUACUGAGAUCCCUGCUCUCAAAGAGAGCCGUGAACGCGCUGCGGCAGCUGCAGGAAUCGCUGCAGGUCCACACCGUGAGGCUUGGUCCACAAAAAGCUCGUCCUACGCCGACCUAUACACCCAGAACGUGGUUAUCAGCAUGGAGGAGAAGGAUGAGCAACAGAAGCAGGUCAAUGAGGGCAAGCCACCGAAGGAGAGGCCAGUCUGGAUGACCCAGAGCACCGUGCAGGGAGCUUACAGCGAGCCUGACGUCCUCAAGAAUCGUGGAGACAUUGUACCCGAGGCUCAGGAUGGAGCAGCUGGUCACGGUACCGGUCAGGCAGAUGAAAAUGAGGAGGUCAUGCGCGCUCUGCUCAUCCAUGAGAAGAGAGGUGCGACAGCAGCAAGCGGAGGCGGAGCAAGUUCCGCCGCAAAGGGACUCGCGAAGGGACUCGCCUCCGCCACAGCAAACGCCAGCGACUCGGAUAGCGACACCAGUGAAUCGGACGACGACCUUCCCUCCGCACCUCCCCCCGCAGCAGCUGCUCCGCACCGGGCGGUGGAGGAGGACGACGACGACGAGUUUGAGGAGGUAGGGGACGAGCCAGUGGUGAUGGUGGGCGGUCGACCGUUCUCGUACCGCGAGGUGAGUCAGAGGCCAGAGCUGGUGGAGCAGAUGUCUACGCAGGAAAAAGAGGCCUACAUUGAAAUGGGGCAAAACCUCUUCCAGGACAUGUACUUCUGAACACACACACACACACACACUUGCAUACACUUCCACAUGUCACCAUUCUUUGAAUCUACUGUAUAUUUCUGCUGUUAGACGCCGUCCGUGGUGUUAUCAGAGACAAUGUUUUUCUGCAAACUCAUCAAGAGGAAAACAAAGGUGCUGCUCAACAAGUAUUGACAGUCUGCUUCAUUCUCCCGCAUCAGAAAGACAAAUUAUGUGUUUUCGACAGUGUUGCCUAUAUGAUCUCACCUGUAGUAUUUUCUCCUAAGUAUUAUCAAAAGUCACCAAACUGAAAAAGAGGUGGCCGCCCGUUGACAAGAUUGUCUUUCGCAGUCCCAUUUUCGCUUUCCUUCCUCUCUGCGUGUGUACUUGGCUCUGAGAACUGCCAAAAGACAUCCGAGUGCAGAGCAGUUCAGUGGCUCAAUACACUCAAGACAGAGUGAGGGAGCGGCAGCCAUCAGCAGGCUGCUUCACCACCACUAAAGUUUAGUCACAGGACUACAUGUAAAAGCUCAUAUCGUUUAAGAUGAAAGACAAGGGUUUGGUUUGGUCAGUCUGCAGUACAGGAUACGGAAAGACUUCAUCGCACAACAUGAUGAACCUAUUAUUUGCAGAUGUUUGUUAUGGUGACACAAUGUGUGUGUAAGCAAUUUUGAAAUGUUUUGUUUGUAUUCACUUUGGGGAAAAAAAUAAACCAGUUUCUUUUCUAUUA
Messenger RNA from Solea solea (common sole), 2196 nucleotides. It is a transcript of the gene gtf2e1, whose product is annotated as general transcription factor IIE, polypeptide 1, alpha. The coding region runs from base 159 to 1499 and encodes 446 amino acids. NCBI's taxonomy places the organism in Eukaryota, Metazoa, Chordata, Actinopteri, Pleuronectiformes, Soleidae. Gene Ontology annotation, biological process: transcription initiation at RNA polymerase II promoter; transcription open complex formation at RNA polymerase II promoter. The transcript has 6 exons. The record is from RefSeq and is a predicted model, not a curated record. Gene Ontology annotation, cellular component: transcription factor TFIIE complex.